Emiliania huxleyi CCMP1516 is the source of this 1068-nucleotide messenger RNA. RefSeq lists its product as hypothetical. The record is from RefSeq and is a predicted model, not a curated record. Lineage: Eukaryota; Haptophyta; Isochrysidales; Noelaerhabdaceae. The transcript has 4 exons. The coding region runs from base 1 to 1068 and encodes 355 amino acids. Gene Ontology annotation, molecular function: oxidoreductase activity.
AUGACGGCUGAGAGGAAGCUGCUCACUGACCGUGCUGGCGUGGCCAUGCAGCUUGCGCUGUUGCUCCUCGCCAUCUCGCUCGCCGCGGCCACUGCCAACGCCCGAAAUUCAAAACCAGGGGGAGAUGGGCUCUCGACCUCGUGUCGGAGUAUGGUGGACUCAUCUGCUGUCGAUGCGCCCGCGCGCUCGAGCGAGGGGCGAGAGCCCGGAUGCUCGGCACGGCUCGGAGCCGCGCUCUCUGUCGGCCCUCUGCAGGACAUUGGUACUGCGGCGGUGAGCGCCAUCCACGAGGCGGUUCGCAUGCAUGGCAUGGUGGUAUUUAAAAACCAGGCCCUCUCCCGCGCCGAGCAAGUCGCUCUCACCGAUGUGCUGGGCGAGACCAUCAUCCUGCCGCGGUCGUUUGAGGGGCAGGACACAAACGACCCAGAACCAGGCCACCCGGCCAUUCAGCGCGUUUCUACCCACUGGGCCAACGGAACGUGGAAAGGCAGGCACCACUCCUUUGGAGCGUACUGGCACUCCGACGGCGACUUCUGGCAGCCGCCCCUUCAUAACGUGCUCUCAAUUCUGUACGCGGUCACAGUGCCCCCCUCCGGAGGCGAGACGGGCUUCGCAGACCUGCGCGAGGCGCGCGCUGCGCUCGCGACCCCGCUGGCCGCGCGUGCCGCCAACGCGUCCAUCACUGCCUCGGUGAGAGACAUAAAUGACUUCGCCGGAGGCGACGAGGACGACCUGGCGAGGUUUCCGGUGGCGGAGCACAAGAUUCUCAACCGACACCUCGACGGCGGUUCGCUCCUCUACGUGGGCUCUCCGAGCGCUAAGGUGGUGGGCGCCGAGGGCGAGGGUGGCGAGCUGCUCGCGGCGCUCAUGGAUCACGCCGCCAGUCCCCCCUUCACCCACUACCAUGCCUGGGACGCGGGCGACGUGGUCGUGUGGGACAAUACUCAGACUCUGCACCGCAGCUUCCCGUUCGACAACGACGGCAGCUCGCGGCGCGAGCUUUACCGCACUCAGGCCCGUGUGCGGCUUGGACGCGGGCAGGGCUGGCCAAGGAGAGACGAGCUCUGA